AUGGAUGUAAAAACAACCUUUCUAAAUGGUGGAUUAAGUGAGGAGAUUGUUAUGCAGCAACCAGAAGGAUUUGUAGAAGAAGAUAGUAAGCAGUUAGUGUGCAAACUGAAGAAAUCAAUCCAUGGUUUGAAACAGGCCUCAAGGCAGUGGUAUUUGAAGUUUCAUAAGAUAAUUACAUCAUUUGGCUUUGUUGAGAAUAGGUUGGAUGAGUGCAUAUACUUGAAGAACAGUGGGAGUAGAUUUAUCUUUCUUGUUCUCUAUGUAGAUGAUAUUCUCCUUGUUAGCAGUGAUGAGAGCCUCUUACAUGAAACCAAGAAUUUUCUAUCUAUGAAUUUCGAGAUGAAGGAUCUUGGAGAAGCUUCCUAUGUCCUAGGUAUUGAGAUUCAUAGAGAUAAAGCACGAGGGCUGUUAGGUUUAUCGCAGAAAGCUUACAUAGAAAAGGUGUUGAAAAGGUUCAAUAUGCAGCAAAGUAAUAGAGCAGAAGUGCCAAUUUCAAAGGAGAUAAGCUAA
Molecule: messenger RNA, 510 nt
Organism: Prunus armeniaca (apricot)
Lineage: Eukaryota; Viridiplantae; Streptophyta; Magnoliopsida; Rosales; Rosaceae
Source: the annotation of a GenBank genome assembly